This is a messenger RNA of Dermatophagoides farinae (American house dust mite), 936 nucleotides long. RefSeq names its product RNA-binding protein 42. Gene Ontology annotation, molecular function: mRNA binding. NCBI's taxonomy places the organism in Eukaryota, Metazoa, Arthropoda, Arachnida, Sarcoptiformes, Pyroglyphidae. The record is from RefSeq and is a predicted model, not a curated record.
CAUCGAUACUAUCGAUUCUAGAUGGUUACAUGAGUUUGAUUGAGAUUGUUGAUUUGAUCAAUUUUUAGACAUUUUGGACUUGAAUAAAUCGAUAAAAUUCAAAAUGAGUUAUCAACACCAAGGAUCUCAAUAUCACCAACAUUCUCAUCAAUCAAAUCAGAUUGACAUGGAUGCCGAGAUGAGCAGAUUUGAAAAAGAAGUGCUUUCCGUUUCAUCAAAUGCUGGCCCAUCAUUGUCAUCAACAUCGUCUAAUUUUCCCGUCCAUUUUAUACCGCAUCAAAUUCAACGACAGCUACCUUCACAACGAACACAACAAGCAACUUUUGUGCCAGCCGGUCAAUAUGCUGGUUCUUCAUCGAAUUCAACGACCAUUCAAUCAUCAUCGAAUCAAGGCCAAUCCACCGUGAAUUAUACUGUCACACCUAUGCAGGUUCCAUCAAAUGUUCAGCAAAUUUCAACAACACCUACUGGUCAACUUAUAUUGACAAAGACAAAAUCGAAAAGUGACAAAAAAGGUAAUAAAAAGAAAAAGAAUCUACGAAUUGCUGGUGGACAAGUCUGGGAAGAUCCAUCGCUAGAAGAAUGGGAUCCGAAUGAUUUCCGUUUGUUCUGUGGUGAUUUGGGUAAUGAUGUAUCCGAUGAUGUCCUCACAAGAACUUUUAAUAGAUAUCCAUCGUUUAUCAAAGCUAAAGUUGUCCGUGAUAAACGUACUAAUAAAAGUCGUGGUUAUGGAUUUGUUAGUUUUAAAAAUCCAGUUGAUUUUGCUCGUGCCAUGAAGGAAAUGAAUGGCCGAUAUGUUGGAUCACGUCCUAUUAAAUUACGUAAAUCGAAUUGGCAGGAUCGUAAUGUAGAAGUGGUGAAGAGAAAAAUGAAACAAAAACAAAAACUUGGCUUCAUCUAAAGAUUUUCAUUCAAUAACGUUAAUAAAAUUUUCAC